GGCGACGCACUGCGAAGUGCGACUGCGCAUUACUGACGUCACGCGUGCCGAGGGGGCAGGGGUGUUUUGGUUCCUUCCGCUCGCCGUCCUUAUCCGAGUCUGUAGUGGGAAAUCUUCUGGUUCCUGUCUUCUCUUCCCCUUUCUCGUCCCCAUCCCGGUUCUCCCUCUCUCCUUCCCUACCGUCUGCUGCUUUUUUUCCUACUUCUGCCCCGGGGCGGGGCCAUUUUCCGGGCCAGGCGCACCGAAGCGCGCCUCCCCGGGGCCCGGUAUAUGACUCGCUCUCCUACUACCCCUCGCGUCCCCCGCCCCAUGAGGCUGCGGGGCCGCGGCGGCGCUGCCCACUAUGGCCCGGAAAGCAGUUAGCAGGAAGCGGAAAGCGCCUGCAUCGCCAGGAUCUGGGAGCGAUGGUCAAGGUCCGCAGUUUGCCUGGGAUCAUUCGCUUCACAAAAGGAAAAGGCUCCCCCCAGUGAAGAGAUCCUUAGUGUAUUACCUGAAGAACAGGGAAGUAAGGCUACAGAAUGAAACCAGCUACUGUCGAGUGUUGCAUGGUUAUGCAGCACAGCAACUUCCCAGUCUCCUGAAGGAGAAAGAGUUUCAUCUUGGGACCCUUAAUAAAGUAUUUGCCUCUCAGUGGUUGAAUCAUAGGCAAGUGGUGUGUGGAACAAAAUGCAACACGCUAUUUGUAGUGGAUGUCAAGACAAGCCAGAUCACCAAGAUCCCCAUUUUGAAGGACCGGGAGCCUGGAGGUGUGACCCAGCAGGGUUGUGGCAUCCAUGCAAUUGAGCUGAAUCCCUCUAGAACGCUGUUAGCUACUGGAGGAGACAACCCCAACAGUCUUGCUAUCUAUCGACUACCUACCCUAGAUCCUGUGUGUGUGGGAGAUGAUGGACACAAGGACUGGAUCUUUUCCAUUGCAUGGAUCAGCGAUACUAUGGCAGUGUCUGGCUCUCGUGAUGGUUCUAUGGGACUCUGGGAGGUGACGGAUGAUGUGUUGACCAAAAGUGAUGCAAGGCACAAUAUGUCACGGGUCCCUGUGUAUGCUCACAUCGCUCACAAGGCCUUAAAGGACAUCCCAAAGGAGGACACAAACCCUGACAACUGCAAGGUCCGGGCUUUGGCUUUCAACAAUAAGAACAAGGAAUUGGGAGCAGUAUCUCUGGAUGGCUACUUUCAUCUCUGGAAAGCUGAGAACACAUUGUCUAAGCUCCUCUCCACCAAGCUGCCAUAUUGGCGGGAGAAUGUGUGUCUGGCCUAUGGUAGUGAAUGGUCAGUGUAUGCGGUGGGCUCCCAAGCUCAUGUCUCCUUCUUGGAUCCACGACAGCCCUCAAACAGUGUCAAGUCUGUGUGUUCCCGGGAACGAGGCAGUGGGAUCCGGUCAGUGAGCUUCUAUGAGCACAUUAUCACUGUGGGCACAGGGCAGGGCUCCCUGCUCUUCUAUGACAUCCGAGCACAGAGAUUUCUGGAAGAGAGAUUCUCAUCUUGUUGUGGGUCCAAGCCCAAGCUAGCAGGGGAAAAUCUGAAACUAACCACUGGCAAAGGUUGGCUGAAUCAUGAUGAAACCUGGAGGAAUUACUUUUCGGAUAUUGAUUUCUUCCCCAACGCUGUUUACACCCACUGCUACGACUCGUCAGGAACGAAACUCUUUGUGGCAGGAGGUCCUCUCCCUUCAGGGCUUCAUGGGAACUACGCUGGGCUCUGGAGUUAAUGACAACUGUCUCCCAAAAUGCAAAUUUACACUAACAUUCAUCCUUGGUUUCCUUGUUCUUCUGAUUUGUUUUCUUCUGAUUGUGUGAA
Octodon degus (degu) is the source of this 1794-nucleotide messenger RNA. RefSeq names its product DDB1 and CUL4 associated factor 12 (gene Dcaf12). Gene Ontology annotation, molecular function: protein binding. The coding region runs from base 344 to 1705 and encodes 453 amino acids. Lineage: Eukaryota; Metazoa; Chordata; Mammalia; Rodentia; Octodontidae. The transcript has 9 exons. The record is from RefSeq and is a predicted model, not a curated record. Gene Ontology annotation, cellular component: Cul4-RING E3 ubiquitin ligase complex.